This is a messenger RNA of Cannabis sativa, 2390 nucleotides long. Its product is annotated as notchless protein homolog. The transcript is spliced from 12 exons. The coding region runs from base 85 to 1533 and encodes 482 amino acids. Lineage: Eukaryota; Viridiplantae; Streptophyta; Magnoliopsida; Rosales; Cannabaceae. Gene Ontology annotation, cellular component: nucleolus. The record is from RefSeq and is a predicted model, not a curated record. Gene Ontology annotation, biological process: ribosomal large subunit assembly. Gene Ontology annotation, molecular function: protein binding.
AAAAAAAAAAUAAAAAGAAAAGCUUAAACCUUUAACCUCCUUCUCAACUCAAAACCUUCGAGUCUUAAACCCUAAUACGCGAAAAUGGAGGUGGAAGCGUCAGGACAGGGAGAAAUGGAGAUUGUGAACAACGUGAUGUGCCUACUGACUGACCCAGAGGGUGCUCCCUUGGGACCAGCCAUGUACCUUCCUCAGAACUCUGGUCCUCAGCAGCUUCAACAGAUCGUUAAUCAGCUUCUUAAUAAUGAGGAGAAGUUACCUUAUGCAUUUUAUAUAUCUGAUCAAGAGCUUCUUGUGCCGCUUGGAACAUAUUUGGAGAAGCACAAAGUUUCUGUGGAGAAGGUACUCUCAAUAGUCUAUCAACCUCAAGCUAUUUUCCGGAUCCGCCCAGUUAGUCGUUGCUCAGCAACAAUUGCUGGUCAUACAGAGCCUGUACUUUCAGUCGCAUUUAGUCCUGAUGGUCUGCACUUGGCAAGCGGUUCAGGUGAUACUACUGUUCGCUUGUGGGAUCUGAAUACCCAGACUCCAUUGCAUACAUGUACAGGACAUAGGAAUUGGGUGCUUUGUAUUGCCUGGUCACCUGAUGGUAAGUAUCUAGUGAGUGGGAGCAAGGCUGGAGAACUUCAAUGUUGGGAUCCACAAACAGGAAAGCCUAAUGGCUCUCCGCUCAAUGGACACAAAAAAUGGAUUACUGGGAUCUCUUGGGAACCAGUUCACCUAAGUGCUCCAUGUCGACGAUUUGUAAGUGCUAGCAAAGAUGGGGAUGCACGUAUAUGGGACGUUGCUUUAAAGAAAUGUGUCAUGUGUCUAAGUGGUCACACUCUAGCCGUGACCUGUGUCAAAUGGGGUGGAGAUGGGAUGAUUUAUACGGGCUCACAAGAUUGCACUAUCAAGGUCUGGGAAACAUCACAAGGAAAGCUAAUACGUGAAUUGAAGGGCCAUGGACACUGGGUUAACUCUCUUGCUUUGAGUACUGAGUAUGUUCUGCGUACAGGAGCUUUUGAUCACACUAGUAAAAGGUAUUCAUCUCCGGAAGAAAUGAAGAAGGUUGCUUUGGAAAGGUACAACAAAAUGAAAGGCAAUGCUCCUGAAAGAUUGGUUUCUGGUUCUGAUGAUUUUACUAUGUUUUUAUGGGAACCUUUUGUCAGCAAGCACCCAAAAACUCGCAUGACAGGCCAUCAACAGCUUGUAAACCACGUUUGUUUUUCUCCUGAUGGGCAAUGGCUGGCAAGUGCAUCAUUUGAUAAAUCUGUCAAAUUAUGGAACGGCAUUACUGGAACAUUUGUGGCCGCUUUUAGGGGACAUGUUGGCCCUGUUUACCAGAUCAGCUGGUCAGCUGAUAGUAGGCUUAUUUUAAGUGGCAGCAAAGACUCUACACUUAAGAUAUGGGAUAUCAGGACAAAGAAAUUGAAACAAGACCUUCCAGGCCAUGCAGAUGAGGUAUGUUUGUUCUUCAAAUUAGAAUCUUUACACAAAGUGUUAGACCAUCUCCUAAAAGUUGAGCUAUAUUUUCUACAAAAAGUAGUUUUGUGAUAUUUUUACAUCAACUUUUACUAUUGUGCUUAAAUGCAUAAUUAUAAAUCUUGAUAUAAAAUUUAUUAUAUUAUUUAAUGCUCACUUAAUCAUUUAUUAAAAAAUAUAAAAUAAUAAUAAUACAAAGUUAAAUAUAAAAUUUAAUAAUAAAUUAAUAAUAAUGCAAGUCAUUUAAUGGAAAAGAGUAUGGUAGCUAAAAUUUAAUAAUAAAAUAUUAAAAAUGGCAUGAUGGUAAAUAUAAAAGCAUAGCAUUUAGUGUAAUGCAAAUUUUACAUCAUGCUAUAUUGUGAUGCAAAUUUGGAUCACUUUUGAUUAUGUGAGAUUUUUUCAUCAUAAUUUAGUAUACUAUUAGAGUAGAUUUUUAACAAAGUGAGCUAUAUUUUGCAUUUGCAUCUCCAAUGGAGAUGCUCUUAACUGGAUGUGGAUUUUGAUUCUACAAGUUGCUUUUGGAAAGGUUUUCGCUGUUGAUUGGAGUCCGGAUGGUGAGAAGGUAGCUUCUGGUGGUAAGGAUAGAAUGCUUAAGUUAUGGAUGGGAUGAGUCAAAACCAGAUACCGUUGUUCUUCCAUUUCGAAGUGUUGUUAUUAAUUGUUUUGGCUAUCGAGGCAGCAAGGAUCACACUAUGUAGAAAGAAGGAAGUAUAUCUGAGCUGGCGUCUUCACUCUCAGAAGGAAAAACUAGUUCAUCUAAAGAAGAGAUUGAGAGCUUGCUCACGUUGGAAGUUUCUCUUGUUCUUUUUACACUGAAAUUAAGAUUUCACUUUCAGUUUUGUCGAAAAUAUCAAUAUAAUUCUAGCCCCAGUAUAUUUGAACAAAUUCAAUUCUCUUAAAGAAAGAAGUUACACAUUUUUGUUUGAAAA